CCAUGUCUUGGCCUCAAAUAAACCCUUUUAACCGUCUAUUCUUCUCAUAAUCCCAAACGAGUUUCGUUCUCUGGGCGAAGAGUAGAUUAAAAAAGCACUUUUUUCCCUCAUUCUUUCCUGGUUCAAAAAUCAGAUUUUGCGUUCCUGUUUCUGCCCCUUCCAGAAAUCGGAUGGUAGUGAAUGAAUGUUCACUACGUGUGCCUGAUUUUUGCAUAUAAUAUAUACAUCAUAUAUAGUAUUCGACGAGGGAUGCCGGAAGCCAUGGGAGAGUGCCGAAGAUGUAGAUGCCCCGAUUAAACUGUGGUUUCCUUGAAGCGUUUGCUUCUGCUAUGGUAGCAAGAGUCACGUUCUGGUCUCUGCUCUGGGGAUUUGUCUAUUCUCGCCUCUGAGAACAUUUGUCCACUUGCUCCAUGGGCAAAAGCUUAGUACCUGGAAAUUCCUAUGCGGCAUGUGACGCCGGUGUUUGCCGGGGCAGUGGAUGGGGCCUCCCCGGGAAGACUUUUGUGUUGUGUUCUUAGUGGAGGCACGUUAGAAAUAGUAACACCAAAUUGAUUCCUUCCCAUAUAAUAAUUAACAUGCAAGACGAACAUAGCACAAAGGACGCUGCUGCUUAUCAUGCUAUCUUGCCAAUGUUAGCGUCUGGUGUUGCUCACUGGCUUAUGAGCGCCAGAGGUCAUCGUUGGAUUUGUUUUGUAGUUUCAUGGACGUAUGAUUCUUUCCAUGCUUUUUCUGUUCCUAAGUUGUUUGGUGAGGCCUUCAUGAGUAGACUGAUCUUGAUAGUUAGGACUGAGAAGAAGAAGAUGGGGUCUCUUUGUGAGCAUCACCGUAUAAUAAAAUGGCAAUCCAUGAGGGCUUCUGCAAGCUGUGAUGCAAAUUUUAUAGAGCCGACAACCGGGCAUGGCGUCGGAUCAGUAACUCACCGUCACCUUAUUGGAGAUUCCUCUCCCACCUAAUGCUGCAUGAGCCAAAGCAUUUCUUCCCCAGUUAUUUUUCGCUUUUUAUUCCUCUGUUGUCCUUUGUGGAUUUGCCCCACCAUGGGGACAUGCUCCGUGUUCUUAUUCAUUGCAAGAAUCUAAUGUCCUGGAGGAGUCAUCUUCAUCUCGCUUAUUGAAUGCCUUCUUUCUGAUUCUUUCGUUCAAAGAUCUUGAAGCAGAAGAAGCGAUGGAGUCUACCAGAGUGACGCCGCCACCCAAGUUGGGAACGCUGGCUCGGGCCUUCCAUAAGAUCCGUCGCCUCCGCCGCUCGGCCACCAGCUCUGCCAGCGGCGCCGACGUUGCCCUCGGCGAGGAUGGCUACUCGAUUCACAAUCUGAAGCUGUCGCAGAGCUUCAGCGACUACUCCUCGAUCCUGUCUGAAGGCGGCACCGACUUUUGCAAGGUCGAGUAUGAGAAGCAGCUGCAGCAGAAGCUGUCCUCGAGGGACAAAGAAACCAUGGAGUCCCUCCUCGCCAACCUCUUCGCAAGCAUCUCCGCUAUCAAAGCUGCCUACGCCCAGCUCCAGAUGUCGCAGUCGCCGUAUGAUCCCGAUUCGAUACAGUCUUCUGACCUGGCCAUCGUUGCUGAGCUCAAACGCGCCUCGGAGCUGAAGCACUCCUACUUCUGGAACCAGUCCUUCCUCCCAUAUCCUGCUCCUAUGCCGCAGCCGGCGCUCGCUGCCCAGAUCGAAGAGCAGCGCAAUCUAAUCAAGACAUACCAGAUCACCACGAACAAGCUGGAAGCCGAUCUCAAGCUCAAGGAUUCGGAGAUCUUCUCACUUCAUGGGGAGCUGAUCGAGUCUCAGAGAAGUAACCAAGCCUUGGAGUCGAAGCUUCAUCCUGGCCUCUCUCUCUGCGCCCUGGAUGACCUACAACUCGACAGCUUAAGUCCUGCAAAUUUCCUUGCCUUUCUGCGAUUCACCUUCAAGGCCGUCACAUCCUUCGUCAAGCUAACGGUGAAGGAAAUGGAGUCAGCAGGAUGGGACGUCGACGCUGCUGCCACUGCCAUUCAACCGGACGUGCUCCUCCUCCGUCAGAAACCCGCCGUUCGGACCUUCGCCUUCCAGUCCUACGUCUGCCAUAAGAUGUUCUCGGGUUUCCACCACCAACACUACGACCUCGCUGCCCUUGGAGACCGGUCGAUGUGGGGUCGGCGCCAGUUCUUCGACGAGUUCACCGAACUGAACCGUCUCGGAUCGACUCGAAAGCUAAGCCGGCAGCACCAGGGGAUCGCGAAGUUUCUCAGGGCCAAGUAUCAGUCGCUGGUGCAUCCUAAGAUGGAGUCAUCGUUCUUCGGCAGUCUCGAUCGAGGUGCUGCGGUCCAGGACUCGGCGUUCUUCGCUGGGUUUGCGGAGAUGGCGAGGCGAGUGUGGCUCCUCCACUGCCUGUUCUUCUCGUUCGAGGACCGGUCCGUCUUCCAGGUGCGGCGGGGGAGCCGGUUCUCUGAGGUGUACAUGCAGAGCGUGGGGGAGGAAGAGGAAGAGGAAGAUGACGAGGGCGUGGAGGAGGUUGCAGCCGCCCGAUUCAGACCGGCCACGGUCGGGUUCACGGUCGUCCCUGGGUUCGGAGUGGGUGGGACGCUGAUCCCGUGCAAGGUCUGCCUCGCAUCAGCGGCUUCAGCUGAUGAUCGACGGUCGUGAUGCGACCGGCUGACCAUCGGACGGAGGCA
Musa acuminata subsp. malaccensis (wild Malaysian banana) is the source of this 2642-nucleotide messenger RNA. Its product is annotated as protein GRAVITROPIC IN THE LIGHT 1-like. Gene Ontology annotation, biological process: response to red or far red light; negative gravitropism. The record is from RefSeq and is a predicted model, not a curated record. Lineage: Eukaryota; Viridiplantae; Streptophyta; Magnoliopsida; Zingiberales; Musaceae.